Molecule: messenger RNA, 534 nt
Organism: Paramecium tetraurelia
Lineage: Eukaryota; Ciliophora; Oligohymenophorea; Peniculida; Parameciidae
Exons: 3
Biological process (GO): protein-RNA complex assembly; translation
Cellular component (GO): ribosome; cytosolic large ribosomal subunit
Molecular function (GO): structural constituent of ribosome
Source: RefSeq, a predicted model, not a curated record
AUGCCUAAGGAAAUUCAGGAUGUUAAAGAGUUCCUCUCACUCAUGAAGGGUAGUGAAGCUUAAGGCAAGGACGCCAACAAAGAACCAAAAAAGAAUCUCUACAUCAAGGAGUCCAAGAAGAUCACCAAAUUCAAGUUGAGAGGAAAGAAAUACCUCUUCACCUUCAAAACAGCUGAUAAGAAUAAGGCCUCAAGGAAUUCAAUAAACACUCCCAUAAAAUGUCAACAAAAUAGUUAUUGGUGCAGGUGGAAAGAAACAAUAAACCAAAAAGAAGUAAAAGAAAUGAACGCUGAUUUAUUACAUAUUCAAUAGUACAUUAUCUAAGAGCAUUUAUUUAAUUUUUUAUUUUUAAUGUCAAGUUUUCACAAUAGUCACAAUAGUGAGGUUCAUUCCCCCAGAAUCAAACCCAAAUUAACAGAAGAUCAGAAAUUCCAUCUCAUCAAUCAAUUCUUCGUUAAAAAACUCAAAUUCCCGACCCUCACUAAUGCAAUCAUAGACGAAGCCAUCAGUCAGGAUCUUUAUGCCAUUCGAUGA